Messenger RNA from Didymodactylos carnosus, 3933 nucleotides. Lineage: Eukaryota; Metazoa; Rotifera; Eurotatoria; Philodinida; Philodinidae. The record is from the annotation of a GenBank genome assembly.
AUGUCGGAUGCUACGGCUUACAUCUGCCCUGUGUGUGUUUACAAUUCAGAUAAUCUUGAAGAUUUAGAAGCACAUCUAUCUGCUGUUCAUGAAUGUUCAGAAACAUCAAAAGGAAAUAAAUCAGAUAAAGUUGAAAAACGGUCAUUAUCAGUCGAUCAAUAUAAUGAAGUACAGCCGAUGUCUCUGUUAUAUGACGAAACAAAUCUUGUCACCACAAAUUCCGUAAAACGUGUUAAAAGGGAAUUAUCCGCUGUCCUCAAUACCACAGCUUACAUUAAUUUGAAUGAUGACGAAUCAUCACAAUUGGAAAAUGAAGAAGGAGAGGAUGAAGAAGAGGAAGUUGGAGAAAAUGAUGAUGGUGAAUGUGCAAGAGAUGAAGCGAAAGAAGAAGACUUAGCAUCAUCAAGAUUAACUUGCCCAAUAUGUCAAUCAACUUAUCGACGAAUUGGACAUUUAAGGAGGCAUAUGGAACGAAAACACAAUAUUGAAACUUUAACAGCCAAUAGUAAUGAUCUGAGACAACAACAAAUGACAUAUGAUACCAACCAAAUUAAAGAACAAUCAUUGAAUAUGACUACCGAUCCACCGUCAACAUGUCAAACAUCUCCACCAUCAGGAAGCGAUUCUCUACUAAUAAAUGAUUCAAUUACUGAAUGCCCCUAUUGUGAAUAUAAAACAAAUGAUAUUGAACAAUUCAAACUUCAUAUAGCUGCACAUAUUCGUGAUAAAAAUUAUCGUUGCUUAUUAUGCAAUCGUUUAUAUAAAUAUCGUGGUGAUUGUUCAUUUCAUAUUCGACGAAAACACCAUCGUUAUAGCACAAAUUCAAAUGAUUAUAUUCAACGUUUUCUAUUCGAUACUGCUGAUGAUGAAACAAAUAAUAAUAACAAUAAUAAUAACAUUAACGGUACAGCGAAUAGCAAUGGCAAUGACGCGAUCGGUAUAAAAGAUAGUUCAGCAAAUGAUAAUGAUUUAUCUAUGCCGUCAAGGUAUUUUGGUUGUCCCUAUUGUGAUUAUACAUCGAAUUAUGGUGGAGAUGUGAGAAAACAUCAAGCACGAAAACAUCCAAAUUUUGAAUCGAAGGUAACUAAAAUAAUUCGGCAAGAGCAACAACAGCAAAAUAUCGAUUUAAAUGGACAUGAAAGUGAUUGUCAACAGUGUGGUUCAAAUGAUGAUGAACGAUUUCAACAGCGAGAAAUUGGACAGCAAAAGGAAGAGAUGAUAUCUAAUGAAACAGUACAUUCGAAAGGCAAUCAUAAAAUAAAAAAGAGGGUAGCACCUGAAUUAUUUGUGCAAAGUAUGGAUCAAAUUAUACAACAAACAAAAUUACCGUUACUAUCAAACUAUGCACCAGUACGUGUAUUUCAAUGUAGUUGUUGUCAUCAACAAGGUACAUACAAAUGGGUUGUUGAGAGACAUAUUCGAGCAAAACAUCCUGAUAUGCCUGAUGUUAAAGUAAUUGAAUUACCAGCCGAAUUAGCUGUUAAAUUACAAAGAAUAACACCAUCAUUAAAACGUUUUCGUUGUUCAUUAUGUCCACUACAAUCAAAACAUACAUGGGUUAUCAUCCGACAUAUUAAACAUUUUCAUACAUUACAAACAGCUACUGUUUUGGAUAUAUUACCAGAAAAUGAUACAUCAUCGAUAAAUCCCAAAACAACCAAGGAACAGUUUUCAUAUAUGAAUGAGGAAUAUUCCGAUGAAAAAGUUGUUAAACAAUAUAAUACUGAAUCGAAUUCGUCAUCAGUUAGUAGUACGUGUACCGAUACAGAAUUAAAACGUCAUCUAACAUCGUCUACAUCGAAUUUAAUGAAAAUAAAUUCACUCGAAAAUGAAUUGAAUGGAUUGAAAAAAGAAUGGAAUGAUGACAUGAACGAUGAGGAAGAAGAAAGCGAUAGUGGAUGUUUUCCUAUUAAAGAUAAUUCCACGAUGAAACUGGAACAAACAAAUUUUUCAGCAACGUAUACCCAUCAAUGUUCAUUAUGUGAAUAUCAAUCGAAUUUAUUGAGUAAAGUACAACAGCAUUUACAAGAACAACAUGGUAAUCAGACAGGUGGUCAUGUAUUAACACAUUGUACGAGCACUAAUUAUGAAUCAAAAGAAAUACGACCAUAUCAGCAAUCGAAAACAUCAGCCAAAAAAUCCAUAUAUACAAAAAAUGAUAUAAUGAUCACAACAGCAAAAGGAAUUACUCGUUCAUUAUCGCCAUCAAGUGCAUUAGCCAAAGCAAAAUUUUCACCAGCUGUUGAAGAAGCCCUACUUUCAUUACAAGGUUCAAAGUCAUCUGGUUUGUAUGUCGUACAACCAAAGUUUGGUAUUAAACGUUUGAAAUGUCGACAUUGUUUUUAUCGAUCAAAUUGGAAAACGGAUAUGAUUCGACAUGUACGUAUUCGACACAAUAUGACAGAGCCAGAUCAUAAUAAAGAUAUGAUUAUGAUGACUGAAACAGAAGCAAGAUCAACAAUAGAAACGUAUGAGAAUACAUUUGGAAAAGAAUUACGUCGACGAACGUUUCGAACAUGGCAAGACUGGGCAAAAGCGGAACAAGAAUUCACACCUAAGGAUGGAUCACUACAAUAUGCCAUUAAUUCCAAUUUAUCCGCGAUGGAGCAAAUGAAUUAUAAUGGUAAACCUCAUAAUUCAUUAUUAUCAAAAUCAAACAGUAAAAAAACGAUCGUUACCCACAAUGUACCAUUAGUAUCAUCAUUAUCGUCAAAUAUUAAACACGAGCCGUAUAUAGAACGUCUAGAUGAUAAUAUUAAACGACGAAAGGAUUAUAUAACAACAGAUUUUAUUAAAAAUGAAUUUAAACAAGAGCCACCCGAUGUCGUUUGCGUUUUACAACAACAUCCAACUCAAAUAUAUUCAACAAUGCCAAAAACAUCAUGGAAUGAUCCAUCACUCAAACAAUUACCCAAUUAUCCAUCGAAUAUUGUCAGUCGUUUAUUAUUAUCAUCAUCGUCUCCCCCUCUUAAUUUUUCAUCACAAAACGAUGAUUCAGCCGAUGUACCUCUAGAUCUAUCACUUAAAACAGCCACGACAACAUUAACUCAAUCGGAUGCAACUACAUCAGAAACAUCAUAUGACGUUGAUAUAUCAGAUAAUAAUGUGCAACAUCAACUCAAUGAUCAAUUAGCAUCCUCAUUACCACGAAACUUUGACUCAUGUUCUUUAUGUCCAUUUCAACAUAGAAAUCCAUUGAUCAUGGAACGUCAUCUAUCAUUACAUCUAUAUGGUAAAAGUUAUCAAUGUUCACUAUGUAAUUAUACAUCAAAAUUACGAUCAACAAUUCAAAAGCAUUGCUUAUCUACUCAUCCUGAUCAACAAGUAAAAAUAUUACAAACGUCAAGAAAUUCAAAUGCUAGAAUGAAAUCACCAUCAUCAGCGUUAAAUCAUGAUACAGAUGACGAGGAACAGAUAUGUUCAAUAUGUCCAUAUAAAUGCUAUGAUCGUCAAUUAUUUGAAAAACAUUUGAAACAUCAUAAACAACUUUUGAAAUAUAAAUGUAAUCAUUGUAGUUAUUACGUUAACCAUGAACGUAUGUUAAAACAACAUGAAUUAUUACAUAUGGAUAAUAGCGGUAAUGAUGGAGACCAAUUUUUCAAUUCAAAUUCAGACCUAGAAGAGAACGAUGAUGAAAUUGAGGAGCAAGAAGACAUAAAUACUUCUCAUAAACCUACCUCAAAAAAACUGGCAAUAUCAGGAGAUGAUUACGAAUGUCCCUUAUGUGGAAAACAACAAACGAAUUUAGAACAAUUUACACUUCAUUUACAUUCCCACAAUCAAAAUAACAAUCAAUGUCCAUUUUGUUCUUAUUUAUCACCAUCAAAUAAUUUAAUUAUUGAACAUAUUAAAUUACAUUUUAACGGUCAUUUAACCGAACCAGAUUUAUUAUUUGGCAUUGAACGUGUUAAAGAGUUAUUAGAACAACCAUGA